AUGCAGACGUUCAACCUUACGGCCACAGGCCACAAUCUCAACUACCUUCCCCAGUACAUCGCCCAGCGCCAUGGAUAUUUCCAGGAACAGGGACUCGAGCUGGUAACCAACAUCCCUGCGCCAUGGGACGGCGUUCUCGACGCGCUGGCUUCUGGCAAGGCUGACAUGGCCCUCGGUGGCAUCUGGGUGCCGUCAAUGUAUCUAGAGCGGGUGGAGAACUACACAGUCUUCGCUCAGAUUGCCAACCGCUGCCCAUUGGCCCUUCUGAAACACGGCCCGGCAGACGGAUUCGACCUGCAUGACGUGGCCGGCAAGACGGUGUUGAUGAAGUCUGGCGGGGGUGCUAGCGUCGGCCUGUUUUUCAAGAUGCUGUUGCGCGAAAACAACAUCGACGCUCGGGCCGUGGACUACAUUCAAGACCUCGACGGCGUCAUGCUCGGCAAUCUGUUUCAGGGAGGUAUGGGUGACUUCUUCGUCACGGACAACUUGUCGGCACGUGCUAUGGUUGAGAAGAAUCCCAACAUAUCCGUGGCCAUGGAGAUGGUGACCCAGGGGGACGUUCCGUGGAGCGUGUACUACCGGGAAGCGGCCACGGUGACCCCCGAGGUUCUGGACAAGCAGAAGCGGUUCUGCCAAGCAUUGGCCAAGGGAAUUGACUUUGUCAACAAAACCGACCCCGAGACAUACCAAGACGAGUUGGCACAGCUUUUUCCGAAUGUCCCCGUCGAGGCAGCGAUUGCCGUAACGAACCAAUUCCGCAGCAAUGGCAUGUGGACCGCGCCUGUUAUUCCGCCGGAAGGAUACGACCGAUGGCAGCUCGGUCUUAGAGAUGCCCGUCUUGUCAGAAACCCCAUUCCGUACACUACACUGGUCAACAGCGGGCCGGCACUGAAUGCAGAGGCGUACGAAUCGGCUGUGCCGUCUAGAGCGUCCCAUGUCGCUGGAGUCGCACAUCCUACUGCGGUCGAGGCACCGGCCGUGUCAUCUGCUGCAUAG
This is a messenger RNA of Sporothrix brasiliensis 5110, 996 nucleotides long. RefSeq lists its product as uncharacterized. The transcript has a single exon. Bases 1 to 996 code for a protein of 331 amino acids. NCBI's taxonomy places the organism in Eukaryota, Fungi, Ascomycota, Sordariomycetes, Ophiostomatales, Ophiostomataceae. The record is from RefSeq and is a predicted model, not a curated record. Gene Ontology annotation, biological process: thiamine biosynthetic process.